This is a messenger RNA of Metarhizium brunneum ARSEF 3297, 408 nucleotides long. Its product is annotated as External alternative NAD(P)H-ubiquinone oxidoreductase B2. Gene Ontology annotation, molecular function: NADH dehydrogenase activity. NCBI's taxonomy places the organism in Eukaryota, Fungi, Ascomycota, Sordariomycetes, Hypocreales, Clavicipitaceae. The record is from RefSeq and is a predicted model, not a curated record.
AUGACACCCUCAUUUCGCCCGAAAAAACCAACUUCUGCAGUGACGCCUCUCCUUGCCAGUGCUGCCUGCAGGCUUUUUGAUCCUCGUGUCGCCCAUGAGCCCAUUCGUCGAAGGGACUUCCAUGCUAGGUAUAUCAAGGCAUAUGUCAUUGAUGUCGUUUUCCAUACGCAGACAGUCGUCUGCCAGCCGGCCUUUGAGCAGUUGAAGGAUGAGCAGUUCAACGUCUUCUAUGACAAGAUGGUCAUCACGCCGGGACGCCGCAGCAACAAAUUUGGUAUUCCCAAUGUGGAGGAGAACGCAAUCUUCGUAAAGAAUGUGGCCAACGCAAACACGAUGCGCAGCCGGGUCAACGAUUUACUCGAGAUGGCGUCAUUGCCCCGUGUGUCAGAAGUUGCUUCACAUCUUUAA